Dracunculus medinensis (Guinea worm) is the source of this 1227-nucleotide messenger RNA. Lineage: Eukaryota; Metazoa; Nematoda; Chromadorea; Rhabditida; Dracunculidae. The record is from the annotation of a GenBank genome assembly.
AUGAAGAAUUUAGGCGUUUGUUAUCCGGAAGAAUUGGACGGAAUAUUGGAUGCUUUACAAGGGACUGCAAAUUGUUGCAAAUUUAAUCGUUGGGGUUCGUUGGUCGCCGUUGGAAGUAUCGAUGGGCGAGUUUUUAUUUAUGACGUUAUCACGAAAGGAGUUGUUAAGACAUGUGGUAACCAUGGUGUACCAAUAACUUCUUUGAGUUGGUCAAGGAAUGGUCGAAAAUUAUUAACAGCGUCGACAGAUUGGUCGGUUGUGAUUUGGGAUGUCUUGGAAGGUGCACGACUUGAACGUUUUGUGUAUGGAAAUGCUGUUAUCUCAGCGAUGUUCAACCCACGGUCUUUUUUUAAAACUUCUCAAAAGAUUGCUAAUAACCAAUUAGGAGAUAUACUAGUUGCUACAUUUGAUCGUCGUGGCAAAUAUAUUGUUACAGGAAGUAGUAAAGGUAGAAUUGCCUUUUAUGAUUCUAAGACGGUGAAUUUAGUUACGCACAUCAAACAAGGAAAUUCUUUUCACCAAAUUAAAAAUAUCGUAUUGUCCUGUCGACAUGAUUUUUUAAUUACCAAUUCGCAAGAUCGUAUAAUUAGGACUUAUAACAUGAACAAUUUGCUAAAGCGUCCUCCAGGCUCUGUCGUGGAACCCAUGCAGAAAUUAUUGGAUAUUGUUAAUCGAGCAUCGUGGAAAACAAUAUGUGUUUCAAACGAUGGUGAUUAUAUUUGUGGAGGUAGCGCUAAAGGUCAUUCUUUAUAUAUCUGGGAGAGGAAUUCUGGUAGUUUGAUCAAAAUUUUGCAUGGAACAAAGGGCGAAGUUUUGCACGACGUACAGUGGCAUCCAACACGUCCAAUUAUUCUUUCUGUGGCUCAUGGUAUUGUCUCUGUAUGGACCCAAGCACACGUGGAAAAUUGGAGUGCUUUUGCUCCAGAUUUUACUGAACUUGAAGAAAACACCAAGUAUAUUGAGAAGGAAUCAGAAUUUGAUUUGGAAGAUGAAGAUGCUAGUAAUGCCGAGGAGAAUUCAGUGCAAGAAGACGAUAAUGAAAUUAUCAAUGUUAUAGAAAUGAAGUCGUCAAAUACAUUUUAUUGUAGUUCAGAUGAAGAUAGUGAAAGCAGCAUGCGGCCAAAUGAUCUCAGUUCGAAAACUGGUCCUUUGUGGUUUAUUCCUAUUACUCCAGAAAGUGAAAGUUUUGAUGAAAACGUUUCAGUUAACAUUGGUAAUUUUAUUUAA